Molecule: messenger RNA, 1877 nt
Organism: Terrapene triunguis (Three-toed box turtle)
Lineage: Eukaryota; Metazoa; Chordata; Testudines; Emydidae
Gene: PPP2R2C
Product: protein phosphatase 2 regulatory subunit Bgamma
Exons: 10
Coding region: 1-1371 (456 amino acids)
Biological process (GO): peptidyl-serine dephosphorylation
Cellular component (GO): cytosol; protein phosphatase type 2A complex
Molecular function (GO): protein binding; protein phosphatase regulator activity
Source: RefSeq, a predicted model, not a curated record
AUGUCCCAAAAGCAGGUUGGCUGCCCCCCUGGCGAGGAUGCAGUUGAUUGGUGCCUGUAUCAGCUCAAUGGAACGGCACAGUUUGAAGUCUCCGAAGCUGAUAUUAUUUCUACAGUUGAGUUCAAUCACACUGGAGAACUACUGGCUACUGGGGACAAGGGAGGUCGGGUUGUUAUAUUCCAAAGGGAACCUGAGAGUAAAAAUGAGCCUUACAAUCAGGGGGAGUACAAUGUUUACAGCACGUUCCAGAGCCAUGAGCCUGAAUUUGAUUAUUUGAAGAGUUUGGAGAUAGAGGAAAAAAUAAACAAGAUCAAGUGGCUACCACAGCAGAAUGCAGCCCACUCCCUUCUGUCAACAAAUGAUAAAACUAUCAAAUUAUGGAAAGUUACUGAACGAGAUAAGAGACCAGAGGGAUACAACUUAAAAGAUGAAGAAGGGAAACUUAAAGAUCUGUCUACCGUAACAUCACUACAGGUGCCUGUAUUGAAACCUAUGGAUUUGAUGGUAGAAGUCACCCCCAGGAGAAUCUUUGCUAAUGGUCACACCUAUCAUGUCAACUCAAUUUCUGUCAACAGCGACUGUGAGACAUACAUGUCAGCUGAUGAUCUCAGGAUUAACCUCUGGCACUUAGCAAUCACAGACCGGAGUUUCAACAUUGUAGAUAUAAAGCCAGCCAACAUGGAGGACUUGACGGAAGUGAUUACUGCAUCCGAGUUUCAUCCCCACCAUUGCAAUCUCUUUGUCUACAGCAGCAGCAAAGGAUCCUUGAGACUCUGUGACAUGAGGGCAUCAGCCCUCUGUGACAAACAUUCCAAACUUUUUGAAGAACCAGAAGACCCCAGUAACAGAUCGUUUUUUUCAGAAAUUAUCUCUUCAGUGUCGGAUGUUAAAUUCAGUCACAGUGGCCGAUAUAUGCUAACAAGGGAUUACCUCACUGUCAAAGUUUGGGAUCUGAACAUGGAAACGAAGCCUAUAGAAACAUAUCAGGUCCAUGAUUACCUUAGGAGCAAGCUGUGUUCCCUUUAUGAAAAUGACUGCAUCUUUGACAAGUUUGAAUGUGCAUGGAAUGGAUCAGACAGUGUUAUUAUGACAGGUGCAUAUAACAACUUCUUUCGAAUGUUUGACCGAAACACCAAGCGGGAUGUUACCUUGGAGGCAUCCCGGGAGAGCAGUAAGCCACGAGCCAUUCUAAAACCCCGCCGAGUCUGCGUAGGGGGCAAGCGAAGGAAAGAUGACAUCAGUGUCGACAGUUUGGACUUUACGAAGAAGAUCUUGCACACAGCCUGGCACCCAACUGAGAACAUAAUUGCUAUAGCAGCGACAAACAAUCUGUACAUAUUUCAGGAUAAAGUGAACUCAGAAAUGCACUAGAUCGAUCAAUAUCUUUCUGUAUUUAUAAACCAGCCUUUUGAGAGUUGUAGAAGGACAUGAUCUUCACAAAAGUAUGGUCAUUGUGAUGGAAUUUGUAGAUUCCCUCCCUCCACCCCUCAGUCUGUAUCAUUGUUGGUGGCAACCAACUGUUUUAAAUCACUGCAACUGUAUAAUUGUCUAAGUAAAAAGGCACUACUGUGAAUUCAGUAUUGUGGUCCAUGUCCAUUUUUUAAACAAUCAGGGGUAUUCAUUUCAGGACUGAUCCUGUGAGGUGCUGAGUACCCUAAACUCCAGGGACAAUGCUUCACAGGACCAGCAUCCUGCUGUGCUGCAUUCUUCCACAGUCUGCAGUGUUUACCACAUUAUUAGAGCUUUUCACAUUAGUCCCUUGAUUUUUUUUCAGGAAUGCUUUCCGGGCUUUCAAAGUCAAGUAGACUUAUUUAUGAGUGUAGGAAUAGCUGUGUCCCCCAUACAUUGCUGCGUACAGAAGGAAGGCCCUAGACAGU